AAAUGGGGACUCACAGCGCCGUGAAGGGAAAGUUAAUAGCUGUUAUUGGUGAUGAGGAUACAUGUACAGGGUUCCUCCUUGGUGGUGUUGGUGAGCUGAACAAGAAAAGAGAGCCAAAUUUCCUUGUUGUGGAUAAAAACACGAGCAGACAUGAUAUUGAAGAAUCCUUCCGAGGUUUUCUGAAGAGGGAUGAUAUAGCUAUUAUACUGAUAAACCAGUCGAUAGCUGAGGAAAUCCGUUAUGUAAUCGAUACACACAAUGAACCCAUGCCAGCUGUCCUAGAAAUUCCCAGUAAAGAUGCACCCUACGAUGCCAGUAAAGAUUCUAUUCUCAGACGAGCAAAGGGUAUGUUUUCUGCUGAAGAUCUGCGAUGAAGUUCUACAACAUCUAGACUCUGAUGAUCAUCUAGGAUACUGAACAAAUUAUCUUCACAGAUUCCAUGUAACAUUUGAUGAUGUAUAAAUUGGAAUAAUCAUGUACUUAACUAUUCUGAUUCUUGUAAAAGGUUAAUAUUGCUUUGAAUGUCAACAGAACAAAACAAAAACCUGAAGAUAUGUUUCUUCUUCUUUUCCAAAACUAUGAUUAUUUAUAAAAAACAGGUUUGAAAGGUUGGUUCAAUAUUUGUAUGUAUGAUUCCAUUUAUCAGUAAUCUCAUGUAUGAUGUUGUACAUUUUUAUGAUUUUUAGGGUAUGAUAUACGAGGUGUAAUAAAUGUUUACUUAGUCAACUAUAUACCAUACAAUGAAAUCCUAUGUUGUUAAUGUAGAGAAGGGAUAAUUUGAUCAAUUACGAUUAUAAGUAAUUCAGCUACCCACCCAAGCACGACAUUAUGUGUGGAUAUACCACUUACAUUCCUGUGUACUUGUUCAAAUUUCUUUGAUGUAAAAAAUCAUCCAGAGCUUUCAGAAGCAGAGAUACACAGUAAAAAUUUAAAGAUUGAAAUGAAAUGGUAGUCAUUUAUCAAUGUAAUCAAGAAUUUAAAAAAAAAAACCAUUUUACUGUGUUCAAUUGAUGAGACACUUGUAUGGUUCUUAAAAUGUAGGCUAGUGAAAAAUUAAAAGCUUCGGUCAUAAUUUGAGUGAGAGUUUCCAAAACACCAGAGAAUACUCUUUGUAACAUGUAUUACAAUAUUUUCUUGUUUCUCUAAACUUGGUAAACUAUGUUUGUAUGAUUCGAUCUCCCAUUUAAUGAUGUUGUCCUUUCAUGAUUGAUUAUUGGUAAACUAAAGAAAUGUAGGUCAGUGAUACACUGCUAGUGCAAGGUAUCAGAAAUGGACUCAUUUGUUGUCUCCAUUUAUCGUCAGCAAUCUAGUCACAUACCUUCACUGUAGUGUUAACAAUUAUCCAUUCUUUGUGCCACCCUUUGUUGUGAACAAUGAAACAAAAUCAUUAUUUAGGGUUAUCAAACAGUAUAUCAGUGGAAUAUGAUUUAUCAUAAUUAGCCAAAUACAAAAUGAUGGCAUUUUGUCCAUAUAGAAAAAUAAUUCAUUUUUCACAUUCAGAAAAUUUGUGCUGAAGACAAUUGGUGCAUUUAUAAAGGAAUUGUCUUUUAUUACUCAUUGUUGCUAGAAUUUGAUGUAUUGUGUUGAUGAAAUUGAUGUAGCGGGUGUCCGGGAGAAUGAUUUAUUUGUACACAUUGUGAUCAGUAGAAUUGUAUUAGAAAUAAAUAUUAGUCAAGGCA
This is a messenger RNA of Ylistrum balloti, 1679 nucleotides long. RefSeq names its product V-type proton ATPase subunit F-like. The transcript has 5 exons. Gene Ontology annotation, molecular function: proton-transporting ATPase activity, rotational mechanism. Gene Ontology annotation, cellular component: proton-transporting V-type ATPase, V1 domain; membrane. Gene Ontology annotation, biological process: proton transmembrane transport. Bases 3 to 374 code for a protein of 123 amino acids. NCBI's taxonomy places the organism in Eukaryota, Metazoa, Mollusca, Bivalvia, Pectinida, Pectinidae. The record is from RefSeq and is a predicted model, not a curated record.